AUGCGUGCGGUUGUGGAGGGGCGGCAGCAGUCCAACGGCUGCCCCAUUCCGGCCACCAUGUUCACAAUGGUGGUGGAAACAGACUGCAAGCUGCUUGUGGAGCUGUACAACCAGGGCUGGGAGAUUGCAGACCACACAGCAACCCACAAAUCGCUGAUGAACAUGACGCGCAAGUCGAUGCGGCAGGAGAUUGUGGGCGCGCGCGGCAAGCUGGCAGCCUGCGGCAUCCCGGCCCGCGACAUCGUCGGCUUCCGAGCCCCCUACCUGGACACCAACCGCUACGUGCGGGACACGCUGGCGGAGGGUGGCUUCCUGUACGACAGCACGAUGAUCGAGCUGGGGGGCAGCCCCACCGCCGCCACCUCGCUGUCAUAUGGCAUGGCCAAGCGCGUGUGGCCCUUCACAAUGGAUUACGGCCUGCCCAUGGGCAACUGCCGGGCCCUGUCGCCCAUGCAGUAUUGCCACCCCACCGAGCGGCACCCCGGCCUGUUCCAAGUGCCAGUGUGGGACCUGAGUGCUCUGGGGGGGCCUUACUCGAUGGAUUAUGGAGAUGAGAGCGGCAGCGGCGUGGCAGCCUCCACGCAGCCCACCUUCGACAUCCUCAAGGCCAAUUUCGAUGCCGCCUACAGCGGCAACCGCGCCCCCAUGCCCCUCUACAUCCACACACCCUGGCUGCUGGCGGGGGACCACACCUCUGGGCUGCAGCGGUUCAUAGACUACGUGCUGCGCCUCCCCGACGCGCACUUUGUCACGAUGCGCCAGCUGCUGGAUUGGAUGCAGCACCCCGCCGCCGCAGACCAGCUCACCCCAGAGGCGCUGGGGUGCGGCAACCCUGGCGGAGCGGGGCCUGCCAGGAAGGCAGACGACAGCGGUGGUGGGAAGCUUCCCGUUGUGAAGCCGCAGCCGCAGCCGGAGCCGCAGCAGCCCGCUGCGUCGCCGUCGCCGCCGCCGCCAAAGCGCAAGCCGCAACAGGCGCCCAAGCCCAAGCCCAAGCCGUCGCCGUCGCCGUCGCCGGAUGGGGCAGAGGCGCGCCCCGAGGCCGCCGCGGCAUCCCCCCCACCUGUGAGCCCCGCCAGUGCUCUGCCAGACCAGACCCGUGGGAUUGACGAGCAGGGCUUCAGAGCGCGGGCUGAGGGGCCGCUGCUGGAGGCGGUCACCCAACGUGUGCUGUCCCAGCCGCCCUUCACGUUUGUGCAAGAAAUGGCCAUGGUGCCUGCGGGCACCGCGCUGCGCUCGCUGCCUGCCGCCAGCCGGCGCGCGCUCCGCGCGGCGCAGGCGCAGCCGGCGGCAGCGGCAGCAGCGGGCCUGCGGCGGCGGCGGGCGCUGCAGCAGGAAGGCGAGGCCAGCAGCAGCGGCGGGGGCAGCGGCGGGGGCUUGAUCCCUCGCUGGCUGGAAGUGAUUAUCAUAGCUGGGGGCACCGACCCUAUCCAAAUGUAUUACACCAGCCAACAAGAGCUGACCGACAUCCGGCUCGCCUCGGUGCUGGCGGAGGCGGAUGCUGAGCUGGCGACUCCCGUGACGGUAGUGCCGUUCAAGAAUGGGGUGGACCUUGAGCUGCCCUCGGGUGCAGAGGCGCCGCCUAUGGCUGCACGGGACAUAGUCGUCACCGAUGGCAGCAGCGAGGGCGCCGGCGGCGGCAGCAGCAGCGACACAAGCAGCAGCGGCAGCGGUGGCAGCGGCGUGCCGGUUGGCAUCAUUGUGGGUGCCGUGGCGGGCGCCGCGGCCCUCGUGGCGGCGGCUGGCCUCACCUACUACUUUUUAGUGGCGCGGCCGAGGCGUGCCGCCGCCCGAGCGGAGCAGCUGGACCGGCUGGAGAAGGCGUCGCCUGGGGCCUCGUCUGCUGAGGACUCUGCCGCUGAGCGCGAGGCCAGGCACGAGCCUCAGCCUGGCGCCGAGGGCACGCCCACCCCACCGCUGCUGCUGCCUGCCUGCGUGGCGGAGAGCCGGCCGCCCAGCAGGACGGGCAGCAUGCAGCUGGCGCCGGUGCCGGAGGAGGGCUGCGACGGUGGCGGCCUGGAGGAGGGUAGCGAUGGCGCUGAGAAAGCAUCGUCUGACCGCUCCAUGCUCGACUCUGCCAGGGACCACGCCUACCGCUGA
Molecule: messenger RNA, 2097 nt
Organism: Chlorella variabilis
Lineage: Eukaryota; Viridiplantae; Chlorophyta; Trebouxiophyceae; Chlorellales; Chlorellaceae
Exons: 12
Coding region: 1-2097 (698 amino acids)
Biological process (GO): carbohydrate metabolic process
Molecular function (GO): hydrolase activity, acting on carbon-nitrogen (but not peptide) bonds
Source: RefSeq, a predicted model, not a curated record